Chelonoidis abingdonii (Abingdon island giant tortoise) is the source of this 958-nucleotide messenger RNA. RefSeq names its product olfactory receptor 52E2-like. Gene Ontology annotation, molecular function: G protein-coupled receptor activity; olfactory receptor activity. Gene Ontology annotation, biological process: G protein-coupled receptor signaling pathway. Gene Ontology annotation, cellular component: plasma membrane. The record is from RefSeq and is a predicted model, not a curated record. Lineage: Eukaryota; Metazoa; Chordata; Testudines; Testudinidae.
UAUUCCAUGUCAGAUUCCAAUACAACUGACUUCACCAACCCCUCCACCUUCAUCCUGUUGGGCAUUCCUGGCCUGGAGGUGGACUAUGUCUGGAUCUCCAUCUCCUUCUGCACCAUGUACGCCAUAGCCAUCUUGGGGAACUUCACCAUCCUCAUCAUUGUCAAGAGGGAUCCAAGCCUCCAUGAGCCCAUGUACUAUUUCCUCGGCAUGCUGGCCGUCACCGAUUUUUUACUAUCUACGUCCACCGUUCCCAAAAUGCUGAACAUCUUCUGGUUCAGUUCCAGGGAAAUUGAUUUCAGUGCCUGCCUCACCCAGAUGUACUUCAUUCACUGCUUCUCAGUGAUGGAGUCUGGGAUCCUCGUGGCCAUGGCUCUAGAUCGCUACGUGGCCAUCUGCCAUCCUCUGAGAUAUUCCACCAUCCUGACAAACUCUGUGGUGGCCAAGAUCGGCCUGGCCGUGGUGCUGCGCAGUGGUAUACUCGUAAUGCCCAACCCCGUCCUGGCAAGCCAGUGGCCAUAUUGCAGAACCAACAUCAUCCCCCACACGUACUGCGAGCACAUGGCCGUAGUGAAGGUUGCAUGUGCUGACAUACGCGUCAGUAGUUACUACUCCCUCUCUGUGGCAUUGUUGAUAAUGGCUGUGGAUGUUUCCUUUAUCUCCAUGUCCUAUAUCCAGAUCCUCAGGGCCAUCUUCAGCCUGCCCACAAAGAACGCCCGGCUCAAGACUUUUGGUACCUGCAGCUCCCACCUCUUUGUCUUCUUAACAUUUUGCAUCCCAUCUUUGUCCUCCAUCCUCACACAUCGGUUUGGCCAGAAUGUCCCCCUGCACUUCCAUGUUCUCCUUGCUAACGUGUAUCUCCUGGUGCCCCCCAUGCUGAACCCCAUCAUCUAUGGGGUGAGGACCAAACAGAUCAGAAACAGGCUGCUCCGGUUCUUCACUUGUAAAGGGACCUAAAGUU